ACACCUGAUAUAUUCACAAAUAAUAUAAAUGUGAAUAGAAACAUGCGACUUAUUCUCGAUACUUUUGGUUGUUCUUUGAAUUUGCCUGAAUGAUUGAAGAAUGUCUUCACGUAUAAUAAUUAAACAGUUACCAAAAGAUAUAACAAAAGAUCGUCUUGUUGCACACAUUUUGAAAAUCUGUCCCAAUGUAGAAGUAACAGACUGUAACCUCAAGUACACUCGUGAUGGAGUUUUUAGAAAGUUUGCCUUCGUCGGCUUCAACAGUACAGACCAGGGUGAUGCUGUGCAGAAAAAAUUAAAUGGAACAUUUAUUCGAACCACUAAAAUUCUGGUUGAUAAAGCAACAGAUAUAGGGGACUCAAAGAUUAAAGUAUGGAGCAAAUACUCCUUACAGAAGAACAGCCAAUCAUCAACAACAAAGUCAGCUGAAAAACCUGCGGCCACCUCAAAUCCUGUUGAAAAACCUAAUGAAGAGGAGAAAACUCCAGCUAAAGAAGAAAAACCUCCAGCUCGCACAGGGUUCGUACUGAAGAUGAAAGGACUUUCAGGAUUCUACACCGAGAAAAGUAUCAAAGAAUUUUUCAAACCAAUCAAAUUAAAAGCCGUUAGAAUUCCCAGAAAUGCUCAGAAGAAACCAAUUGGUGUGGCAUAUGUUGAAUUGCCAUCAGAAAAAGAGCUGGAACUCGCCAUGGGAAGGAACAAAAAUUUUAUAAAUGGUAAAAAAGUAUUUUUAAAGAAAUCAACAGAGGAGUUGGAACCUGAGACAAAGUUACCUGCCCCUCCCCCUUGGGAGUUGAAGGCCAAAGAGUCAAGCCUACAAGAAGUAGAGAGCAUUGCAGAGUCUGGUCGUUUAUUUGUUCGCAAUCUCUGGUUUGGUGUGACAGAGGAGGAACUGGAAGAGUUAUUUGGGAAAUUUGGUCCUUUGACAGAAGUUGUCCUUCCAGUUGACCCACUCACCAAAAAGGUCAAAGGUUUCGCACAUGUUGUGUUUGUGUUCCCUGAACAUGCACUCAAGGCCUUCACAGAACUGGACUACACCAGUUUACAUGGCCGUCUGCUUCACAUCCUGCCCGGCAGGGAGGUCAAGGAGGAGAGUGAAUCCUCAGAAAAAUCUUCGUACAAAAAAAAGAAAGAUUUGCAGCAAAAGUCAAAUAAUGCAAGCUCACACAACUGGAACGCCCUGUUCCUGGGCGCCAACGCAGUGGCUGAUGCCAUGGCACAGAAGUAUCACACAGACAAAAGUAAUAUUCUAGAUGACGACACCAGAGGCAGUGUUGGAGUCAGGCUGGCUUUGGGUGAGACACAAAUCAUCAACGAGACCAGGGAAUUUCUCAUUUCUAACGGAGUGGCUCUAGACAGCUUUAGUCAGGCCGCAGGGGCCAGAAGCAAGACGGUCAUCCUGGUGAAAAACUUGCCCCUGGGGGUGACCACGGAUGAACUGAGAGACAUAUUCAACAAGUACGGGUCAGUGAACCGCGUCGUCCUGCCCCCCACCGGCAUCACGGCCAUUGUUGAGUACCUGGAGCCAUCAGAGGCCAGACAAGGUUUCAUGAAGCUCAACUUCUCCAAGUUUCGCUCCAUUCCCCUCUACCUGGAGUGGGCCCCCAUGACUGUAUUUGUCAAACCUGCAGCGCCCAGUCAGGAGAAGAAAGAAGACAACUCAGAGGAGGGUGGCAGGGAGGAAGAAAAGAAAGCCACGUCUAGUCAGGAGGAGAAAACAGAAGAGAAAGCUAAUGAUGAGGAAGUUCCUGAAGAGGAGGCCACUAUUUUUGUUAAAAACUUGAACUUCUCCACAACAGAUGAACAGCUAUUAGAGCAUUUCAAAGCAAUAGGCAACAUUUAUUCAGCCACAGUGUCUAAGAAAAAAGAUGCCAAAAAGCCAGGUGAACUCCUGUCCAUGGGCUAUGGUUUUGUUCAGUUCAUGAAGAAAACAGACGCGAAAGAAGCCUUGAAACAGCUACAGAACUCGAUGUUGGAUGGUCACAAUCUGGAACUAAAGAUCUCAAACAGGACGUCACAUCAGGUCACAGGUCGUCAGAAACAGGCAGAAACCAAACAGAAAUCCACCAAAAUUUUGGUCAGGAAUAUUCCAUUUGAAGCCAAGAAAAAAGAAAUUGAAGAGUUAUUCAAGGUGUUUGGUGAACUGAAGUUUGUACGUCUGCCCAAGAAACUGGGAGGGACAGGCCCACACAGGGGCUUUGCUUUUGUUGACUUUGUCACUAAGGAAGAUGCCAAGAGAGCUUUCAGCGCCCUCUGUCAUUCUACUCAUCUUUACGGGCGUCGCCUGGUUCUGGAGUGGGCAGAGGUGGAGGAGAGCCUGGACGACCUCAGGAGGAAAACUGCCCAGCAUUUUAGUGAUGAUGGGCCAAAAAGAAAAGUCACAAAAUCAAGUUUACUGGAGGAGUUACAAUCAUAAACAACCUGACAUUACAUAUGAAAUAAUUUUACCA
Molecule: messenger RNA, 2450 nt
Organism: Physella acuta
Lineage: Eukaryota; Metazoa; Mollusca; Gastropoda; Physidae
Product: putative RNA-binding protein 19
Cellular component (GO): nucleolus
Molecular function (GO): mRNA binding
Source: RefSeq, a predicted model, not a curated record